Molecule: messenger RNA, 841 nt
Organism: Spodoptera litura
Lineage: Eukaryota; Metazoa; Arthropoda; Insecta; Lepidoptera; Noctuidae
Source: RefSeq, a predicted model, not a curated record
UACACUACCAAGUUCAAGAGCAUCUCGCGCAUCACGAUCACAAAAAAUAAAUAAGAACCUACACAAAUUGGGCACGAAUGGUAUCGAUCACUGGUAGGUAUAUAUAAAAAUGUGUAGUUCGAGCGCGGCUCAUACACUCGACACACACCGCAUCAUGCACGCGUACCUCGCGCUUGUCAUCGCGCUCGCGGCGCCCGCGCUCGCUGCCCCCGAACCCGCCCGCCUCGGCUACGAGAGGGAAAUAAUCUCUAGCAGAUACCCAGGUCCUAAGCGACUGGAGUCCUACGUGCUCACAGAGGACUACCUCGCGUCGCAGAAGAACAGGGCGAAACUCAUCACCAAGCCGAGACCUAUUGAAGACGUAGCCGAAGACAAUGUGUUAUUACAAUCUAAUGUGUUAAGUAUAGUGAGACCAGCGAAACGCAACGUGGAAAGCCAAGUUAGUGAUGCACUCGUUCGGCAGCGACGAGGAUACAACCUGGAGAACGUGAGGGUGCCGGCACGGUACCCGUACCUCCCUGUGCCAAACUAUAACCGUUUCCGGCGCUGGGGCUAGUGGCCGCCGCCGGGCCGGGUGCUCGCCUCCACCAAAUGUCAAGGCUGCGCCGACCGCGCGCGCAUCCCCUGCGCAUGGACGUGCGCACAUCAGAUCAGACUGUACUUAAGUUUAAUGUUAUUUAUAUGAAGUGGCUGUGAUCGAACGCUCAAGUUAUGCCGUUACCUGAACGGUUAGAGGCAACGAUUGACAUAGUUAUAGAUUUAAUGUGAACUGCACAUCGAUAGUGUUGUAAACAAUAUGUAAUAGGAAGUAUUAGAUAAUACAUGAUAAUAUUUAAAAUUA